AAAUCUAGGUACCGAAUGACGUUACGUGAAUAUGUACUUACGUGUAAAAGAAAUUUCUGGAUUGGAAGAGUGAUGUUUGGGCAACUCUUAGAAGCGAUAGUGUAUUUAUACGAUCGACGAAUAAGUCAUCGUGAUAUUAAAUCUGAUAAUAUUUUACUGGAUUUUGAUACUGAAGGUAGGUUUUUUAAAAUUUUAAGCUCAAUACGCUGCGCUCGGCCCGAUCCCGAUCACUGGGUGGAUUUCCGGAUGGCCGAUUUAUGGGCAGCGGCAACUAUCGGAUAUGAAAUAUUUACGAGAAUUAAUCCGUUCUAUAGUCGAAUGCGAAGUGACCAGUAUGCAGAAUUUGAGCUGCCUUCAUUACCAAAGAAAGUGCAUUAUGCAAGGCCAAAUCCACAUGUUGCGGCAAAUGUUCUCAGCAUAUCACUGUUCCGUUUUGGUGAUGAUUUGCGCAAGUUCUUCUACAGCUCAGGCUUCGAUGAAACUCUUUUUGGCAAACCAAUUAUUGAUUUGACUCGUGCUUCAAGCAGAACCUUAAAAAUGCUCGGGCAAAAGAUGAUUGCUGCUCUCAAUGGUUUUACGAUGUUGUUUGCGGCAGAAACCAUACUGGCUCGGAAUAUCCAUCCAAGGACGAUAAGCGCUGCGGAAUUACAGUUACGAGCCACAUUUCUGUCACGUUUGGAUCAAGAGCAUAUCUGGUCAGCACUGAACUAUUUCUCUCCGGAUAACGAGGAACCACCGCCGAGCAAAGUUUAUCGUUCCGAUAAAAUUACGAACACAAUGCUUGCACCAAAUGAUUUCCCAUCGUCCGUUAACACUCUUAUCACCGCCAACAACCUUAUCAUUUGUUAA
Gongylonema pulchrum is the source of this 849-nucleotide messenger RNA. The record is from the annotation of a GenBank genome assembly. NCBI's taxonomy places the organism in Eukaryota, Metazoa, Nematoda, Chromadorea, Rhabditida, Gongylonematidae.